CGGCUGCUGAACUCCACCGUACAGUACGUGCCCUACUGCGGCGCCCUGAGCCCUCGCACUGCCCUAGCGCUGGUGCGGCAGUACGACGUCGUCGCCGACUGCUCCGACAAUGUCCCCACCAGGUACUUGGUGAACGAUGCCUGUGUCCUGGCUGGGAAACCCCUGGUGUCCGGCAGUGCCCUCCGGCUGGAGGGGCAGCUGGUCGUGUACAACUACCAGGGAGGGCCCUGCUACAGGUGUCUCUUCCCCAAGCCCCCUCCACCAGAGACGGUGACUAACUGUGCAGAUGGGGGGGUGCUGGGUGUUGUGCCAGGGAUCAUGGGGUGCAUCCAGGCCUUGGAAGUGCUGAAGAUCGCUUCGGGAAUGGGUUCCUCCUUCAAUCAGUUCAUGCUGAUGUUUGAUGCCCGUGAAGGGAGAUUUCGCCACAUCAAGUUAAGACCAAAGAAACCGGACUGUGCCGUUUGUGGUGAAAACCCAUCUGUCACCUGCCUUCAAGAUUAUGAGGCAUUUUGUGGUUCUUCUGCCACAGACAAGUGUAGGACUUUACAUCUGCUGUCCAGUAAAGACAGGGUAUCUGUAGAGGAAUACAAAAAACUGUUGGAUGAGCAAGUUCCCCAUGUGUUGCUAGAUGUUCGUCCGCAGGUGGAAGUGGCUAUCUGUCGCCUGGUGCAUGCUGUCCACAUUCCCUUGAGUAAGUUAGAAGAAAAAGAUGAAGAAUAUCUGGAAUAUUUAGAAAAAAGGAUUUGUGAAGAAAAGCAGAGAACUAAUGGCCAAACAUCUUUUCCUGUAUAUGUCAUUUGCAAAUUAGGAAAUGAUUCCCAGAAGGCUGUAAGAAUUCUGCAGGAGUUACCUGUCAAAGAGUUUGGUUCUGUGUUAGCUAAGGAUAUUAAAGGGGGGCUCAUGGCUUGGGCCAGUAAAAUUGACCCAACAUUUCCUCAGUAUUAG
Leptosomus discolor (cuckoo roller) is the source of this 945-nucleotide messenger RNA. RefSeq names its product molybdenum cofactor synthesis 3 (gene MOCS3). The record is from RefSeq and is a predicted model, not a curated record. Gene Ontology annotation, biological process: tRNA wobble position uridine thiolation; protein urmylation. Gene Ontology annotation, molecular function: URM1 activating enzyme activity; adenylyltransferase activity; thiosulfate-cyanide sulfurtransferase activity. Gene Ontology annotation, cellular component: cytosol; cytoplasm. NCBI's taxonomy places the organism in Eukaryota, Metazoa, Chordata, Aves, Leptosomiformes, Leptosomidae.